UUUAAUCGUUAUGAAGUAGUGGGAUAUCAUUGGUUGGUGUCCGGGAUCGGUUGAGCCGCAUUAGGUAUUACUAGUGGCAGGAGGCGGUGCUGUAGUCGCUUCCAUAAAUCCUCUUAUCCUGACCCUAUGUCUACAUGAGAGGGGAUAACGGCCUCCAAACGGGAAUUGUUGCAUCAAAAAGAAUUUCCACGGUCUGUGUGAAGCCGCCCUAGCAGUUACCACAGACUUGACAGUCUCAGUGUCCUCUCUCUCCAGGAAGACGCUGGAUGCUCAGGCGAAACUUUGAUACACAGGACAGGACCCAGCCAAGCAAAGCAUCUCUGGCCGGCAUCACUCUGAGCUGUAACUGGCCCAGAAAGGUACCCUGCAUACUGUAUCAGCUCUCUGAGCUGUGACUAUCCCUGACAGGUGCCUGAGCUGUAGCUUCCCCAGAGAUGUGCCCUAGCCAUCACCUGCCUGAGUACUAACUGCCCCUGAGAUGUGCCCUACCUAUAUCACUUGAAAGAACUGUAACUACCCCUGAGGGGUGCCCUAUCUGUCAGCUGUCUGCGCUGUGAGUGGUACCUUACCUAUGUCUCAGAGCUGGGACUACCCAGUCCAUCUAAAUGAGCAGCACUUGUGUAUAUGCGCUGUCUGCACUCUACACCUGUCAGAUCUGUCAGGCCAUUGACCAUUUUGCCCUGGAUUCUGUAAGUCACGGCCUAUCUUAGCUGGAGCACUCAAUAAGCCGCUUGAUUGACGUGAUACCUACAAAAUCUACCUCCACAGUGCUGACAGCUGUCCAUUAUUACCUGUAUACUACAUUAGGACUGACCCUACUACAUUGUACAAACUAUAAAACAAAUUCUUCAGCUAUAUUAACUAUAAACUGACUAUUCUGCAUCUGUAUCACACUACUUUUAUGAUCUGGAAGUAAGAAGCUGAACAGGAUCUUUCCACUGUAUAGAAAGAAGGUCUCGUCAAAACCAUCGAUUCAUAAAUUAAUCUUCUGAGCUGCAGUCAAUUCAUUUGAUACGAAAUACAAACAAGGGAACCCUUCACCAUGUCUAAUGAGCGAGCGAAGAAAAUCAUGGAGGGAUUCAAACUAAAUUCAAUGAUUCUCCGAGAUGGUGAAACCGGGAAAACAAUGUGGCAAGGAGCCGAAGAUCUGUCCUUUCCAGGUGUUGAACAUGAAGCCCGUGUACCCAAGAAAAUCUUGAAAUGUAAAUCUGUGUCCAGAGAAAUAAACUUUGCAUCUGAAGAAGAAAUGGAGAAUUUCAGACUAGAACAGAAAGUCUACUUUAAAGGGCAGUGUCUAGAAGAGUGGUCCUUUGAAUUUGGCUUUGUGAUGCCCAAUUCUGUGAACACCUGGCAGUCCAUGAUAGAGGCUGCCCCUGAGUCCCAGAUGAUGCCGGCUAAUGUUUUAACGGGCAACGUUAUUAUAGAAACUAAAUUCUACGAUGCUGAACUUCUCGUCAGUACAUCAAGGGUCAGGCUCUUCUAUGUGUGAAGUAUAAGGAGUCUACAUGGUUUUGUUUUUGUUUUUUUUACCCCAACAUCAUUUUCUUUAUUUUACUUUCUAAUCUCUUCUGGAAAAACAAACCAAACAGACUUUUUCUUGGGUGCUAUGGAUUUGAUUGCAUACUGGAACUACACCCAUGUUUCCAAAUAAGUGGUCUCAGAACACCCUGUCUUCAUAUUCAGCUAUUUAGAUCGCCGUCUGCAUCCUCUGCUCUUCUUGCAGUUCUUCUCAACUGAAUACUGAACUGUAUUUGUUUGUGUGUAUACAGCUGCACAGUGAUUUGUUACUCUCUCUGGCAGGCAAAUGCUUAGAGUUGCCUUCAUGGGAAAUAUAAUAUCGGGUAUAUACUGGUACAUCUGAAAAGAAUUAAGUAAGCUCAAUGUUAAUAUCUGUAUAUGCUGAUCCUUUUACCCUGUUCUGGCAUGAUUUUGGCAACAGCAGUGCCAUUUUACAUAGGUGUUACAGAUUGAUAGAGGUGUGUACUCUCAGACCUGCACUGUGCACCACCCUUCAGUAUUCAUAUGUUAUCUCUUUGUCAUUGUAAUUUUUAGGACAUCUCCAUUUUUAAAAACUUGAUUUAUUUGAGUACAUCCUAACCAUUAUUUUACUCAAGUAAGAAUAGCAUACUAUUGUAGAGAUAAAGGACUUCUGGUAAUCCUUUCUAGUACUGUGGCUUCCUGGGAGACCCCUGACCUUGAGCUUUGCAGGUUUUGGGAUUGAUUUUUGUAUUAUUGGCAAUUUAUUCUGAGUAAUAAAAUUGAGAGUUUAAUGUUUAGGUGAAGUGCUUGUUGUAGCGCUGUCCUUUUAUCUCUCUCUAUCUCGGCCAUGCCGCCUCUGUCCAGGACGGUGCAACCACCUCCCACUGACCUCCUCUCCCAGUGCCACAUCAGACAGCCAAUUUCAGCAUGGUUUGAAGGUUCCACUUUUUGGGUCAUUAAAGCACUGUAUGUGAAAAUUUAUUUAUUAGGGAUUCUAUUUAGAGUUGAUUUACAAAAUGGAGAUGUCCUUUUAAGUAGCUCCACUUUAUUUUGUUUGGACACAUUAAACUCUCACCAGAAAAAAAUGUCCUUUUCCUGGGUGUACAGUUGAUGGGCUACAAAAUCAAUAUAUUGCCCCCGAAAGAUUGAAUGAAGAUGCAACUUUAAGAACUAGUCGGUGAUUAAUAAUAAAACACCCUAUCCCUAUUUUUUAAUUAAUGAACACCUUUGGUAAGUAAAUGCUACAGUAUAUAUAGAAACUGAGCUAGCGGCUAUCGUUGACUAAUGUUACGAGAGGUGGAAAUUGUCUGCUUUAUUCUGAGUUUUACAGCAAACGUGCACUACACAGACAAAAUGGGCAGGAAUGUCUGCCCACCCAGACAUGGAAAAGUCAGUUUGUGAUGGAGAACUAUUUUUUCCAUUUUUCUGGAGGCGUUACAAAUGAUGCUUACUGGAGAGCAUUAGUCAGUCACAAUACUUUAGAGCACUAAUUUAUGGUCUGGAAAAAAAAUAAUCACAAGUCUAUGUAAAGAUGUAUUUUUUCUUAUUGUAAGUCAUGUGAAACUUAAUAAUAUCCAUAAACCAGUACAUAUAUACUGUAUGUAUGGGAAAUGCUGGGUCAUCUUUCUGUUAAUACUUAGUUUAUACAGUAUAUCAUAUAUCUCCAUUGGUUUCCAGGCCACCAUAGACUCACACUUAAAGAUCUGUGCUGCCUAAACAUUAUCAGAUGUAUGUAAGUUGUAUACAGCGGGGACAGUUUUGCAUUUUAAGUGAUUUUACAAUUAGUUUGUAAUCCAUUUUAUAAUGACCUAAUAAAACUGAAUUUAAAGAGUU
Pseudophryne corroboree (corroboree frog) is the source of this 3312-nucleotide messenger RNA. It is a transcript of the gene PDE6D, whose product is annotated as phosphodiesterase 6D. Bases 1043 to 1489 code for a protein of 148 amino acids. Gene Ontology annotation, biological process: sensory perception of light stimulus. The transcript has 5 exons. The record is from RefSeq and is a predicted model, not a curated record. Gene Ontology annotation, cellular component: cytoplasm. NCBI's taxonomy places the organism in Eukaryota, Metazoa, Chordata, Amphibia, Anura, Myobatrachidae.